AACACUGGCACACCCCCACGCUGGUCUGCCAUGGAUCCCCGCCCCUCUCUCCAGGAUGUCAAAACUCUUCCGUCUUUUCUCCCCUCUCAUCUUCAGCUCUCCUCCUCCUCCUCCUCCUCUGUCGCUGACCCCAUAACUCCCCAGGAGCUGCAGCAGCCGAGGCCCCUGCUGUCAUCGUUACCUGGGCCGAGCAGUGUCGAGUCCACUUUGGUCGCCCCAUCCGCCGCCUCCAUUCCGACGGCGGUGGCAAUGUUCGAACGCACCGACUUCGAUGCUGUCGGACCGCUCUUCAAGGAAUACUUCAGCAUCACGAUCGAACAUAGUGCUGGCGCUGUUGACUACACCAGCCGUCUCCUGGACCUUGCCUCCCGCCUUGAGGCUCGCCAGACUACUCUCCCCCCCAACCUUCAGAUCUACCGUCUCCUCGAAGGCCUCUCCCCUCAAUAUGAAGUGCGCGUCAUCGCCUUCACUGAGGCUCAGCCCCGCGCCUCCCUUGACACUGUGGUCCAAUGGAUCAUUGACGCUGAGGCCCGCCUUCUCUCAACCCCCCCCUCCGGCCUGAACUCCACCGCGUCCCAAAACCCCCAGCUUGCAGUCACACAGCCGCGUCGUGGCGGGCGCCCACGUGGCGGCCGCACCAACCCUCAGGGAGGGGGUGGAGGGCGGGUGAGCGCUGCACCCAAACCAACCAUCCCCCCGCAACCUGCUUCAAGGCGUAUGAUGACGCCUGGUUCGAGCGCGGCAACACUGGCACCCCCCCACGCUGGUCUGCCAUGGAUCCCCGCCCCUCUCUCCAGGAUGUCAAAACUCUUCCGUGACAUUUACGACCCAGCUGUCCCUGACUCCCCUGCUCACUCUGCCUCAUCGCACCAGCAGCAGCAGCAGCAACAGCAGCAGCAGCAGCAGCAGCAGCAGCAGCAGCAGCAGCAGCAGCAGCAGCAGCAGCAGCAGCAGCAGCAGCAGCAGCAGCAGCAGCAGCAGCAGCAGCAGCAGCAGCAGCAGGAGCAGCAGCAGCAGCAGCAACAGCAGCAGCAGCAGGUGCAGCAGCAGCAGCGGAUGGAGCAGCAGCAGCAGCAGCAGCAGCAGCAGCAGCAGGAGGUGCAGCAGCGGAUGGAGCAGCAGCAGCAGCAGCAGCAGCAACCGCAGGCAGUGCAGCAACAGCAGCCGCAGCAGGAGCAACAAACACCUUCCCUCACGCCUCUCUACCCGGGCUUCCUUGGCCUCCUCAUCCUUGGCAUCGCUACCGCUCCCACCAGAUUCUCUCCGUCCAACUUCCUUGAGGCCAUCACCUGCCCCGAUGCUGCCAAAACGGUCACCAAAGCGGCUGCUGCGAUGAUGGAUGGAGCUUGAAGAAGAGCGGCAUCUUCAGGAGGUUUUGCUGCCUUGAAGCUUUCCGACCGUGGGGAUUUUCUUCUUCAAGAGUUGAAGAGUUGACACUAAAUUGAAGCCGAGGUUGUCGACGAGUAAAACGUUGGUUGAAGAAGUCGACGACGAUUGUAGAUGAAAGGAUUUGUUGAUGAGACCAUGUGAUGGCCACAACAACUAUCCAAGUACCAAGUAUCGGUAUCUGUACUGCAAUGACCAUGUCAAGGUCUUGUUGUUCCGCUUGAAGAUACGACGAAAUUUCAGCCUCGGAGAGGUUCGGGUUCAUGCGCAGAAAGGCGCGCGUCUGUCGCCAUUCGGGCCCAAGGCCAGCAAGAAGGACCGUGAGAUACAUCUCACGAGGGAAGUAUCCCCCACUUUUCUCCAGUUGAUCUCGUAGUGUACGGACGCGAUUGACGUAAUCCAUGACGUUCUCGUUUGUCAUCAUCUACACACUUGUCAGCUGCGAAAGUAUUUUACUCAGUGUUAUUGUAUCUUUGCCAUGUAUACCCCCUUCAGAUGGUUCCAAGUAGUUUCGGCUGGUGUAAAGCUUGAGUGAAAUGAUCGGACGCCAAGCUGCUCCUUCGGCGACAGGUUCUGAACGAGAACUGUAUAAGCCCCGAGAGAGGCGUGCAAAAAACUCUGCUGCUCCAGUUGUGUUCCCACGACAGGAAACGUGUACUCAUCGGUGAAGAACGGCCAUAAUCUAGCGAACUGCGCCAGAAGCUCAAACUCAAAGCUCCAGGAGUAAAAAUCCACCCCGUUAAAAGGGGGACGCCCGAAGAUGUAAAAGGGAUGCUGCUGCUGCUGUGACUGCGGCUGCUGUACAAAAGGUGCAGUCAAAGAAACACCUGGAGUGUUAGCAGAAUGCGGAUUCUGCUGUUGCAUACCGAUAUGAGCAUAGGCUGGUGGAAACGGCCCAGAGGCUGAGAGACUAGUGGCGGUCGUGGAGACAUGUACUCCAGUAGUUCCGGAAGUUGAUCCGGCAGACGGUGCUGGGGAUGAACCAGUCAUGGUUGACAAUAGUCUUGAUUCCAGAUAGCUCUCAUACCAUGAAAUAACUUGUCCAAUUUUCGCUCACCCGCCCUGGGACCAAAACGGCGAAGAUAGGAACAUGGGGGGAGAGUGCCAGGGCGGCCACCACGGCUACCAGAUGAGCCACUACUGCCUCCACCACCACCACUGCUGC
This is a messenger RNA of Closterium sp. NIES-67, 2551 nucleotides long. The record is from the annotation of a GenBank genome assembly. NCBI's taxonomy places the organism in Eukaryota, Viridiplantae, Streptophyta, Zygnematophyceae, Desmidiales, Closteriaceae.